This is a messenger RNA of Oppiella nova, 567 nucleotides long. Lineage: Eukaryota; Metazoa; Arthropoda; Arachnida; Sarcoptiformes; Oppiidae. The record is from the annotation of a GenBank genome assembly.
AUGUUGGCUAUAAUGGGCUCUAGGAAUUUAUCGCAGCUGUCCGUCAAUGGAGUGGUACUCAUGAAUGGACAGACAGUCAGUCAACAGACCAUUGCAUCCAUUUCCUCGUAUAUACAACAACAUGAUUUGUUUCAACCGAUGUUUACAGUCAGAGAACACCUAUUAUUUCAGUUUGAUUUAACGAAAUGUGCGGAAACACGGAUUGGAGACAACAAACAAUUUAAAGGCAUUUCCGGCGGAGAAAUGAAAAGACUGUCCUUUGCUUCAGAGGUUCUCACAAACCCUUCGCUAAUGUUUUGUGAUGAGCCGACCACUGGUUUGGACUCAUUUAUGGCCAAAAGUAUAGUACAAGUGCUGAAGACUAUGGCAUCGGAGGGACGGACUGUCGUCUGUACUAUACAUCAGCCCUCGUCUCCAGUCUUUGAACUCUUCGACAGUCUAUUACUUAUGGCCGACGGAAGGUGUUUAGUGAUAUUAUUUGGGAUUCUGUACUACGGACAGGGAUACGACUACUCCAACGUCGAUAAUAUCACCGGGGCUCUCAAUAUGAUAUUAAUGAGAAAUAUG